Messenger RNA from Colletotrichum fioriniae, 1587 nucleotides. RefSeq names its product CCA tRNA nucleotidyltransferase, mitochondrial (gene CCA1). Gene Ontology annotation, biological process: tRNA 3'-terminal CCA addition. Gene Ontology annotation, molecular function: RNA binding; CC tRNA cytidylyltransferase activity; ATP:3'-cytidine-cytidine-tRNA adenylyltransferase activity. The record is from RefSeq and is a predicted model, not a curated record. Lineage: Eukaryota; Fungi; Ascomycota; Sordariomycetes; Glomerellales; Glomerellaceae.
AUGACAACCUCUGUUACUGCCUCGUCUAUGAGCAACUUCACCACUGCGAAUGUCCCCCCAACACUCAGUCUUACUCCCAAGGAGAAGCAAUUGAGGGAUCUUUUGGUUGACGUUGCUGCCUUUAUCGAUGGAGUCGGUCGUUCACCUGAGCCUCUUGUCCUUCGAUGGGCUGGAGGCUGGGUUCGUGAUAAACUCCUUGGCAUAGAGUCUCACGAUAUUGAUACCGCCAUCAAUGCCAUGACCGGCUAUGCCUUUAGUCUGGAGCUGCGCGACUACUGUGCUCUAGAGGAGCAUACAAAGAAGCACAACAUUGGUCCCGAUGAUAUGGGCAGCCUCCACAGGAUUGCUGCGAAUCCCGAUAAGUCGAAACAUCUCGAGACAGCGACUACCCGUAUGUUUGGUCUGGACGUUGACUUUGUUAAUUUACGCAAGGAGACGUACACUCAGGACAGUCGCAACCCUACAAUGGAGUUCGGCACUGCCGAGGAAGAUGCUCUACGCCGCGAUGCCACCAUUAACGCCCUCUUUUACAAUUUGCACACCGGCCUGGUCGAAGAUCUGACCGGAGGACUCACAGACAUGAAGUCUCGCCUGAUCCGCACACCCAUGGAGCCUUUCCAAACCUUUACAGACGAUCCUCUCAGAGUCCUGAGGUUGCUACGCUUCGCCAGUCGUCUUGACUUUUCGAUCGACCCUGCUGCCACUGCAGUCAUGGCCGACCCCCAAGUUUUAGACGCUCUAAAGCUUAAAAUCAGCCGUGAGAGGGUUGGUGUCGAGAUGGAAAAGAUGCUGAAGGACCUGGUUCGAACUCUCAACCUGUACGAGGCCAUCUUCACGGAUUCCAGUGACAGCGGUCACCCGUCACCAGAUCUCUCCAAGUGGAAACUGGCCUACGAUCUCCUUGAUAGGCUCGCUCAUGACAAGGUCCCGAAAUUAAUCUAUGACGUUCUCGUCACAUCCGACGAAGCUGCAUACUUUGCUUGGAAUUUGGCUGCAGUUAUCCCAUACUCCCACAUAACCGAGGAAGUACCAUUACCAAAGGCCCGGGGAACUGUGCCUCUGACUACGUUGGUUGCCCGAGAAGGUAUCAAGGCCCCCAACAAGCUUUGCGAUGUUAUUACUGCAGCAUAUCGGCACCGCGCCGAGAUCCUUAGUCUGAAGCGAAACUUUGGUGCCGGGAAAUCUAGGGCUAUCGAAAGGGGCACCGUUGGUAUGGCGAUUCGCAAAUGGGACAGCCAUGGAGGCCACUGGCGAGUCCAGGUACUCUAUACCUUACUUGUCGAGGCCAUUGAAAAGUUGCCACCUGAUUCAACUACUGACAGAGCAGAGUUUCUCUCGGGAUGGCAGAAGUUCCUGGAUCACCUCGCUGAUUUGGACGUCAUGGACGCACCUUCGCUGACCCGCCUGGUGGACGGCCGAUUGCUGGGAAAAGAACUCGGUGUCCGGCCCGGCAAGUGGAUGGGCCAGGCCUUGGAUAUUUGUGUCGCUUGGCAACUUCGUCACCCAGACGAGACCGAGCCGGCAGGGGCCAUUGAAGAGGUGCGACGGCGAGCAGUUGAGCUGGGGAUCAAGGGGCUUCCCACAUGA